AUGCCAAAGAAUUCGAAAACUAUUAUUAAAGAACUAAAAUCUGGAGUAAAAAAUUAUACAAACGUUCUUAAGGAACUGCAUCCGAAUGCCAAUAUUUUUCCUGUCACCAAAGAACAUCUGAAAGAAUAUCUUAAUUCCAAGCUCGAAGAUAAAAUAAAACACGGCACUUUGGAGCAGUAUAUUCAGCACAUUCGUGCUUGUAACAUCGAGAAGGGGCAUGGUUGGGAUCACAACUUCAAUCCCAUUAUUAAAGAAGCUAUGAAUAACUUAAAGGCAAUGACACAACGGUAUUUUCCCGAUACCCCAGCCCCCUCGCCGUAUAUGGGGUAUUUAAGUCAUGACAAUGAUCAAUGGCAAAUCCCAAACGGAAUCUUGUUCCCGAGCAAACCUACGUUAGCUGAGAUCGUAGGUGGAACAGAAACUGAAAUUUAUAAUAAUAAUCAAAUAGCCGAAUGGUACACUGACAGUGAGGGAAAACUUGUUUCGCCAUUCUGGCAUCCAGAAAAUGAGGAAGCAACUCACGAUCACAGUGGUCUUGCACCAAUCAUCGCUCGAAUUCCUGAGGGAAACCUCAUUGCGACUGAUGAAAUUGUCACGCCCAGCAAUAGCAAUGAUCAAUGGCGCUCUGAAAACGGAAAACUUUUUUCCCCAUUUAUUCCUUCCAAACUGGAGGAAAAUGCUCGUGAUACUCCAAAUAAUCAAUUUCAAUAUUAUGAAAGCCCUACCGAUGAAAGCUCCACGACUUCCAAAAGCGAUUUUAGUGAUACCCUGACCGUCACUAUAAAAUCCAGAUCGAGGGUCUACAAAAGAAAUCUGGUAGUAACAGAAGACACAACGUUUGAUAAGCUAAUGUUUUUUGCAUUCGGUAUGAAUCCACCAAUCGGGAAACAUUUUGCCAUUAGAGAUGACAGUGGUGAUCUUGAAUAUAUACCCAGCGAACUGGUCAGAAAGGCAAUCACAGGCGUUAAUCAUGCAACACUGGUCGUUUCCAUCGAGGAUAAUGGUCUGGUUGAUUUCAAUAACUUCUAA
Molecule: messenger RNA, 1029 nt
Organism: Acaulospora morrowiae
Lineage: Eukaryota; Fungi; Glomeromycota; Glomeromycetes; Diversisporales; Acaulosporaceae
Source: the annotation of a GenBank genome assembly